Molecule: messenger RNA, 1449 nt
Organism: Miscanthus lutarioriparius
Lineage: Eukaryota; Viridiplantae; Streptophyta; Magnoliopsida; Poales; Poaceae
Source: the annotation of a GenBank genome assembly
AUGGAUCGCCGGGACCAGGGCGAGGUUACAACAGAGAAUAUGACGAGCCUGCUGGCGCUACUGCCCGACGACGUGCUAACGGACAUAUUCCGACGCCUCCCGCCGCGGGGCGUCGCCACGUCCAGGUGUGUCUGCAAGUCUUGGCUCGCCAUCGUCGACGCCCACCGCUUGCUGCGGGCGGAUCUCCUCCCCUUGUCGUUCGAUGGGUUCUUCACGAACUUCUACAACUUCUACAUCUCGGAGUUCUUCACACCCCGCUCAGACGUCCCCUCCAUCUCCGGCAAGCAGGACUACCUGCCUAAGGCCGGUUCCCUUUCCUGGGGCUACAUAGACGGCCAUUACAAUGGUCUUGUGCUGGUCAACAGCUUCGACGGCAAUGGCGACAAGAAUCGUUAUGUUCUUAAUCUGGCAACUCGAUGGCUGGCACCCUUGCCCCCAUGCCCACCCUCGCCCAUGGAGAUCAAGGGUACCUUCAAAGUCGAGUACCUCGUGUAUGAUCCGGCCGAGUCGACAGACUUUGAGUUCGAGGUGGUCUCAAUUACCCGUUUUGGUCGGAUGUGCAAGCCUGGAGAUACACAUGACCAUGAGAUAGAACAAUCCGAGUGGACACCAUCGGUAUGCAUCUUAGAUGUCUUCUCAUCGACAACUGGACAGUGGGAGGAAAGGUCUUUUGCUCGAGAAGGUAAUUCUUUCAUGGGGACCGUGUCUGGCAUGAGGCAGGACUGGCUAAGCGACCAACACAAUGAUGUGUACUGCCGAGGAGCACUGUAUGUACAUUCUCAAAAUAAUUGUGUUAUGAGAAUAUCUUUGUCGAGUGAUAAGUAUCACGUGAUUAAACCACCACCGGGUAUUGAAGUCGAAGACUAUCCGGAAAUUUAUCUAGGGAAGUCAUCGAAGGGAAUUUAUUGUGCAUCAAUCAAGGGAAGAUGCAGAGUUCAAGUUUGGAACCUUGAUGAGUCAGGCUGUCAGAUGAAGUGGGUACUGAUCCAUGAUAGGGACCUUUCUAAGUGGUUGUUGAAGCAUAAGCUUGAGUAUCCAAUACCAUGCUAUGGUGCAAAAAUCCAAGGACCUUGGGCCUUGCAAGAUAUUAAUUACUAUUAUGAUGGUUACAAUAGUGAUCAUGAUAUGGAAGCACCAACAGAAGAGAAAAUUCAAUGGUCCCUACAAGCUUCUGAAGAUGAGAAAUUUACAUGGAGCUCUGAUGAUGAAUAUGGAUGCUAUGGUGGGUACAUGGAGAUUCUUGGGUUUCAUCCAUGGAAAGAAAUUAUCUUCUUGAGUGAAUCAAUUACACGAGGAUUGGCCUAUCACUUGAGUAGCUCCAAAGUUGAAGUCCUAGGAAAUAUAUAUCCAGCAGGAUAUGCGAAUGAAUUAGGAAAUGAACAAAUCUUAAAAUCAUCUUUUCCGUACACACCUUGCUGGCUUACACAAACCGCAGACGAGAGGAGUUGA